Messenger RNA from Echinococcus granulosus, 3624 nucleotides. Its product is annotated as Lysine-specific demethylase 5B-B. NCBI's taxonomy places the organism in Eukaryota, Metazoa, Platyhelminthes, Cestoda, Cyclophyllidea, Taeniidae. Gene Ontology annotation, molecular function: histone demethylase activity. The coding region runs from base 1 to 3624 and encodes 1207 amino acids. The transcript is spliced from 13 exons. Gene Ontology annotation, biological process: chromatin remodeling. The record is from RefSeq and is a predicted model, not a curated record. Gene Ontology annotation, cellular component: nucleus.
AUGCCUGAAUCCUACUGUGGGUGUUACCCUUCUUGCAGCUCGGUUCUUCGCUUCAUCAAGGGCAACGUAGAUGGAAUGAAGGUGCCUUGGUGCUACGUGGGUAUGGUGUUCUCCACCUUCUGCUGGCAUAUCGAAGAUCACUGGAGCUGCUCCAUAAAUUUCAACCACUGGGGUGAACCGAAAACGUGGUACGGUGUGUCGAGCGAGGAUGCAGAGUUAUUUGAGCGUGCAAUGCGCAAACAGGCAGGCGAGUUGUUCGAUCUGUCUCCGGAUCUGCUGCAUCACAUCACCACCAUCAUGAACCCAAAUCUGCUACAGGCCGAGGGUGUUCCCAUCUACCGCACCGACCAGCAUUGCGGCGAGUUUGUGGUCACCUUCCCUCGCGCCUACCACGCCGGAUUUAACCAGGGUUUCAACUUUGCUGAAGCCGUUAAUGUCUGUCCGCCUGCCUGGCUACCAGUAGGACGUGCAUGCGUGGAACACUACGCGGAGAUGCACCGUCAAUGCGUCUUCUCCAACGAUGAGUUACUAUUUCGCCUGGCAGAAGUUAUUGCGGGCCGGCGAGAAAUGGUCGAUUGCGCCACCUACACGGAGAUGGCGGCCGAACGCUUCCGUGACCGCGAAAGUGCCAGCCGCACUUGUUUCGAAGCGGAGGACCUCCGCAUCAUCUACGAGGAGUUCUCCACUGUAGUGGGUCGUGAGGUGCGCGCGCGCCGCCGUCUCCUUCCACUGUGCGCCCGUGCUGUUCAGUUCCGCAUUGAUCGCAUGUCGGAGCACGCUGCCGGUGAUGAGGAUGAGGAUGAUGACGAACGCAUCUGUGCGGUGUGUCAGACCACACUCUUCUUCUCCGCCAUCGCUUGUCCCUGCAAGGCACCUGAUCUGACCGCUGAGGGCUCGCGUCCACCCCGGAUCCUGGGGAAAAAACGUGGAUCUGCUCCGGCGGCGCCGAGUUGUGCGGAUGGGAAACCAAAGCAUGCGUUCAUGGUGUGUCUGGAUCACGUGGAGUCAGUAUGCGAGUGCUGUCCGCUGUCGCAGUGCACCCUCUACUACACUCACAGCCUGGACGAAUUGGAGGGAAUGCGUGACGCAGUUGCCGCUCGAAUGGAUGCCUACGCAGCCUGGCGACGCACCUUCACACCCUUUUUCAUUGAGAAUUCCGCCCCCACACCCGUCCCCUCUACAGCCCUCCCCGCCCCCAAGGUCACUCUGGACGUCUUCGAGGUAAAACUCUUUGCCUGUUUGUUCAUCGGUCGAUCGGUACACUGGUAUCCUGACGUGAAAUACGGAGGAGUUCAGAUCACCUCGCAGCCUCGACAACUGAAGGACGCAUAUUUGUUCGGCUACCACACGGAUCAGCUCUACAAACGCGCGAACAGCUAUCUGGAAGGCGUAAAGGACCUCCUAAGAGUCUGUGAAAGGGCGUCAGACUUUAUCCUCGGUCGCAACUCCCUGCCUUCCACCACAUUCGAAGUCGUGGAGUCUGAAGCCGUGAGAUCGUUGAGAUCACAGCAACAGCAGCAGCAAAAGGAGGUGCAUCUGCUGGAGUUCCAGUUAAAACGACACACGGGGACAUCUUCUACCAGAGGAGGUGGCAAAACUGUUACCCACAUCCUUCAACGCAGCAUUGAUUUGAAAAACCCACGAGAAGCAGAUUUCCUCAGCCUCCUUGAAGCCGUAGAAUUGGAGGAGGCGUCAGCUCCCAUCGACUUGACACGAAGAUCCAACCCAGAAGGCACUGCUGAAGGAGAGAAUGAGGACGAGGUACUACCUAGUUUGGCAAAUCUUCGACGUCUUUUCCAUCAUUGUUUGCCGAAAUGGCGCGCGGAGGUGUUGGCGGCAGUGGAAGAGGACGCUGUACAGCGCGACGGUCUUGAACACUCCCCCCUGUCCCACCUCCAGUCCCGUCUUGAUCUCCUUGUACGCCAACUACGCAACGAAUUUCCUGGUUGGUGUGACCACUCGGUAGAGGUUAAAACUGUUACCUUGAUGGAAGAGGUAUGUCGAUGGAUUUCUGCCUCGGGUGAAGGUGGUGGUGAUAUUGGAGGGCACUGGUGCAGCCUUCCAGGUCUCCGUCAAUACCUCUCGCGGGGCGAAGAACUUGUGUCCCGCCUCACCUCCGCAUCAGACAUCGCCGCCAACGCGGACGCGAACGUUGAUAGUGGCACUUUGCGGAAUACUGGGACUCGUCGUCACCGCGGAGAUGGCGACGGCAGUGCUGAUGGCUCCAUUGCAAACACCUCUCCACUACCCACUGUCACGGUGGCUUGUCGGCCACUACUAGAACAGCUCAAAGCUCGCAUCAACACCGCCAUCUCUGCUGCUUCCCAAUUCUUUACCCAGGCUCGGUCCGCGUUCUCAGUGUUGGUGGAGAAGGUGGAGGGUCUACACCUGACAGAGUGGGGAGCCAAGAGCAGCCUCUCUGCAGUGGGACAGAGUCUGACCAAUCUCGCUCGCUUCGGUGUCCACAGUGUGUGCGAGGAAGCGGAGAAGGAACUGACCAGCCUGGCUGACGAGACAGGACUGGCGCAAUGUCUUACCACGUGUCUUGCUGGGCCCACUGAAUCUGACCAUCAGCGCUGCCAUCUGCGUGGUGGGGCGACGACAGCGGAGGGUGAGGAGGAUUUGGUAUCGUCCACUGCACGACUGGUUUUCGGGUGGUGCGCCCAAGUGACCAACCACUUCCUCGCGAAUAAUGGAUGUUCUGCGUGCCCAGAGAAGCCUAAGUCGUGGCUUUACUACCUCUCAGAUCUGAUUGCUGUGGAGAAGUUCAUUUUGGGCAAUGAUUAUACCAAGGAGGGAAACUCAUGUGCUACACUUCCUUCAGAACUAGACCAAUGCCGACGUAACUUUAACGCCUUCUGCAACCUUCACUUAAAGGGUUUGUACAAUAUGGCGGGUUGUUUCGUUGAUAACGUCGAUUCUCCCCUGCCGCUUGAUCUCUUCAAUCUUAUUCUUGAGGCCACAGUUUCUUCUUCCAUCAAGAAUGACACUUUGCUCCAACUCCAUCAAGCGACCUUUGAACGUGAUUUUGAGGGCUUCGAGCACCUUCUUAAGACUUGCUUUGAAGCAUACAGUACCAAAGUUCGCUCUACUUUGGCAAACAUCAAUGUCGGGGACCUGUGUCGCGUGUGCCGUGAACGUCUUGGAUUCACCGCGACUGAUGUAAGUCCACCGGAUGCCUGUCCUCUGUGUCCCCUUCUACCAGCGCGUCGGGAUGUCAAGUUGUUGACAGUGGCGGACUUGACGCAAUCAACGGAGACAGAUACGUCUGAUUCAUCCGAUCAUGCCUCACAGAGUCUUCUUCGUUCUGUUACCAGCUGCACUCGUUUCAUAGAAAAUCGCUACUGUACUUGGUUGACGGAGAUUGACAACUUUGUGAGCAAAAGUUCGGAGACGGCGGGUCAGUUCUUGUCUGGACAGUCAAACGCUUUUAUUGAUGGGUUGCCCGAUCCACUGAAGACCACGGCUUCAGCAUUGUGUGGCAAAAAGGUGGAAGCCGUGGCUCCUGCAAAUCUUCUCCAUAACAUCCUCCUCCCCCUUCUCAUUGAGGGCCAAACUCUGUCGGCAGUUAUCAAGCUUCCGCCGGCGUGCAUGCAACUACUGCGGGGACUUUUAGCCUUCUAA